AUGUCCAACGUCCUCUCCCUCAUAGGCUGGGCCUUCUUGCCCAACCUCAUCACCGGCUGGGUGCAGUCCAUCUACUACGGCCUCGUCAUCCGCGCCGGCGACCCCAAGCCGCAGCCCGGCUCCGCCAAGUACGCAACCCACCGCCGCCGCAUCCACAUCCUCGUCGUCUCCUUCUACCUCGCCUACACCCUCAUCGAGGCCGACCGCACCCUCCGCCUGCAAGGCACCUUCUACACCGACCUCGACGUCGCCGCCAACGCCCCCGUGCGCAUCAUCAAGUCCCGCUUCCGCCGCCUCGCCGCCGUCCACCACCCGGACAAGGCCGGCCUCGCCGGCGCCGAUACGAGCGUCGCCACCGCCCGUUUCAUGCACCUCAAGACCGCCUCCGAGACCCUCGCCGACUCGGCCCGCCGCUUCGCCUACGAGCGCUUCGGGCCCGAGGUCGCCACCUGGCAGAACUGCAAGACCGUCCACGACUACGUCUCGCGCGGCGUCCUCCAGGGCACCAUCCCCUACUACGGCAUCGCCGUCGUCGGCACCUACACCCUCGGCCUGCUGGGCUACAUCAACUGGGGCCGCUACUGGCGCUGGCUCAUCAUCGUCACCUUCUUCUUCGCCGAGCUCAUCGUCGUCACCCGCCCCGAGAUGCCGCCCCUGCUCGCCGCCGCCAACGCCGCCCUCGCCGCCGCCCUGCGCCGCACCCCCUACCUGCAGUUCCAGCUCAUCUCGCUCGCCCGCCAGGCCGCCUUCACCAUCUACAUCGCCUUCGGCCAGAUCGGCCCCCUGCUCGACCAGAACGCCCAGGCCGCCCAGAGGGCCGCCGAGAGCUCCGCCGCCGCCGUCGACGAGGGCCUGCAGCGCCUCGAGGCCCUCACCCGCGGCCUAGACGGCGAGAUGGGCCGGCUGCUGGACAUGGAGAUGACCCCCUUCAAGGGCGACAGGGAGGCCAUCGGCAGCGUGCGCUCCAAGAUCAAGGACUGGCUCGUGCAGAACACCAUCCGCGCCGACCCCAUGGUGAGGGACGCCAUCGGCAAGUCCAUCCAGAAGCGGAGGGUCGACGCGCCGGCAGGUGCCCGAGGCAACAGAUAG
Molecule: messenger RNA, 1089 nt
Organism: Colletotrichum higginsianum IMI 349063
Lineage: Eukaryota; Fungi; Ascomycota; Sordariomycetes; Glomerellales; Glomerellaceae
Product: DnaJ domain-containing protein
Exons: 2
Coding region: 1-1089 (362 amino acids)
Source: RefSeq, a predicted model, not a curated record